AUGAGUCAUACUCAACAGCAAACGGGAUCUGGCAGCGUGACAACGACGAUCACGGUCACGGAAACAGAAACUGCCCAACCUGAACAUCUUGUGCUCCGUCCCAACCCCGAUUCCACACAACCGUCGACAUCCGAACGUCGGCACGUCGUGUGGGCCACCGAAACAGUCGACAACGAGGGAAUGGGCAAGAAGAAGAGCAAGUGCUGCUGCAUUUAUAAGAAACCCAAGAACUGGCAAGAUUCUGACUCCGAUUCGGGCUCUGAUUGCGAAACCGGUCAUUGUCGUGGUCAUGUCGAGCAGAAAAAGCACCCGGAGCACGAGCACAAGAGCUCUGAUUAA
Molecule: messenger RNA, 339 nt
Organism: Caenorhabditis sp. 36 PRJEB53466
Lineage: Eukaryota; Metazoa; Nematoda; Chromadorea; Rhabditida; Rhabditidae
Source: the annotation of a GenBank genome assembly